Molecule: messenger RNA, 700 nt
Organism: Darwinula stevensoni
Lineage: Eukaryota; Metazoa; Arthropoda; Ostracoda; Podocopida; Darwinulidae
Source: the annotation of a GenBank genome assembly
AUGUCCCUUCAUAACGAGCAGUGCCUUCCUGCCAUCCAGUCCUCUCGGGUGCCGCUGAGACUCGGCUGGGAUCGACAUGAAGUGGUUGUCCUUCGCCUUCCUGGUGAGGUGGUGCUGGUGAUGAGUCUGGCGUGCACGGCGUCCGGAGACGACGACGACGACGACCGGUCUGACUCAAACAAGAGGGCAUGGAGCAGCAGCGGGACCGGCCGACCCUACCGCCAGAAGUGGGGGUCGGGUCCGACGGCUUUCAUCGGUCACAUCCAGCGUCCUCGCCAGCGCGUCUUCGCUUACAGGCAGUCGUUCGGAGACGAUGACGGGCACGACCGUCGUCGUUCGGUCUAUCAUUUCCAGUCUCCAUGGUAUCAUUAUUGGUGAUCCCCCACGAGAAGAAUACAGUCGUUUCCCUUCUUCUUUUCCGUUUUCUUUCUUUCUUGGAACGUGGAAACAAGAGAGGUUGAGGAACACAGACUUCGUUUUCGUGAAUCGGCAGCGGUGCACGUGCUGAUACGGAAGAUGGUGCAAUUUUUGGCCGAGACCGCAAAGUCGUUCGUUCAUCCUUCGUGCUUGACGAAGUGGACUGCAUCGAAGAUCAUGACGACCGAGUACGUCAAGAUUGUUUCCAGCAACUGAAAGAAAAAAAAUUACUUUUGAAUAUACGAAAGGAUAGGACUGGGGAUUAUUCCUGAAUCUUUUUUUU